AUGGAUUCUGAAAUAGUUGAAAGUGAUUUAUUUCCUGGAAUGACUGCUGUUGAAAUUCUAAAUAGUCUGGAUAUAAAAGCAAAAAGUUAUAUUAAAACCGGCGGCCUUUAUAGGGAUCAAGCAGAAAUAGUUAAAACCUUUACAGAAUUGCAUUGGUCUGCUGAAAGGGAUGAUCCAGAGAUGGUCGUGGAGCUUUGUCUAAAUGAUGGUGUAGACGUCAAUAUUACGGCAAAAAACAACCUUACAUCUUUGAGGUGGGUAUGUGUCCGUGGCUCGGGCAUAUUAAUCGAGACACUUAUUGAUCUUGGAGCAGAAAAAAAUGUCCAACAUUCCGAAAUAAAGUCAUCACCUCUGUUGCUUGCGGCCUCAUGGAACAACUACAUGGCCGUUCGCACACUGUUAGAUCAUGGGGCUGAUGCAAAUAUUCAAGACAUAAAUGAUGUAACACCAUUACAUGGAUCUGUGUCUCGUGGGUUUUGCAAGAUUUCGCAACUUCUUGUUGAGAAGGGAAGCAACGUCAACUUAAGAACCAAGGAGAGCAGAACACCCCUUUAUAUUGCAGUUAAACGCAAUGAUUUACACUUAAUAAGACUAUUGCUUGAAAACGGAGCUGAUCUAGGAAUGGAAUACAAAGAGGAUCCGGAAGAGAGAGUCUACCUUGUUCGUGGAAAAGACAAAGGGAAACCGGCCUGGCACUAUGUUCUGGUUGAUAAACAUCUACUGGGAUUGUUUCUGAAGAAAACGAACGGAGGUAAUGUUGACGUUGCAGACUUUGGAGCUGUUCUUCGUAGUGGAUGGGGAAAGGAUCCUCCAGACGGUACCAUUGACCAGGUACUAAAAGAGAAGAGUUCUAUGUUUACAAAAAUACGAGGUGAAACUCUCCUUCAUGUCGCAAGUAAAAAUAACAGCACCGAAGCAAUCGAUCUCAUGGUAAAGAAUGGGUUGUGGGAUUGUAAUCCCCGCGAUGAAUUGGGAUUUACUCCAUUGCACAUUGCAGCGAUCCACGGUAACAUGCAAGCUGUAGAAAAGCUUGUUGACCUUGGAGCUGAUGCUAGUCAAGCUGAGGCUGUAGCGGACUUAGCUCACGUGAACGAGGAAUAUGGCAUUGAAUCUUUUCUCAAGUCCAAGAUU
Molecule: messenger RNA, 1131 nt
Organism: Porites evermanni
Lineage: Eukaryota; Metazoa; Cnidaria; Anthozoa; Scleractinia; Poritidae
Source: the annotation of a GenBank genome assembly